Messenger RNA from Hepatospora eriocheir, 192 nucleotides. NCBI's taxonomy places the organism in Eukaryota, Fungi, Microsporidia, Hepatosporidae. The record is from the annotation of a GenBank genome assembly.
AUGUCAUUUUUUAACUUUUUAAAUUUAUAUAAUAUAACUUAUAUCAAACUUAAAAAAGUUAAAUGUAUUAGAAAAAUCAUAUUUAUUUUUAAUAUUAAUAUAAUUAAACAACUUAAUUGUUUUAUUAUGUUAUUAUAUAAUGUCGGGAAUUAUAAAUAUUAUAAUAAAUUUUUUACCCAUGAAAUUAAUUGA